CAGACGAAGACAAAAUAGGUAAGGUACCUAUAAUAAUAAUAAUAAUAAAAUACAUUAUACAUUUUUCUUUCACUUUUAAAAUUCUAACACAUUUUGUAUGGAACACUAUCAAAGUGUUUGUUCUAUGUAUUAGUACGUAAUUAUUGUUUUGUUUUUAUUUUUCAUAGUUAGUGAUCGGUGCAAUGGAUUUGUCUGGAUUUUGUCGGUUCUGUUUGACAGACGACGAUGCAAAAACCGUAAUUAUAGAAGAUCCCGACGGUCUAGUAGAGAAAAUAAAUAUAUGUUUACCAAACAAAGUAAGUCGUAUAUUACGUAUGUAUGUAUGACAAAUGAACUAUGAACUGUGCGUAAUUAAUACCUAUUUCUGUCUUAUUUAGUUUUCAGAAGGAGAUCAAUUUCCGAAAUUGAUAUGUAAUAGUUGCCAUAGAAAACUUUUGGAAACUUACAAUUUUUUUAUGUGCAUCCAAGAAACUGAAAAUCAUUUUCGUGGCAUCUUAGAUCUGAUGGUAAUAAUUUUUAAUAAAUACAAUUACAUGGUAUUAUAUACCCACUUAAUUUUAAUUUUAUAAUUUAAGUAUUAAUUUUCGAGCAUAUAUAUUUUAUAUGCCUUGCUACAAAUCUUGUAAGCAAAAGGCAGAAUUGAAUAUUUAAAUUAAUCAUUCUUUUAAAGUUUUCUUAACAAUAAUUUCUAAGCAUAUUAUUAUCACUACUAUUAAUAAUUUUUUUUUUUCAAAAAUAAAUUCUUUUCUAAUAGCUUAUUUAUUAUUAUAUUAAUAUUAAUAUAAUUGAUAUUACACAAUGAUGCAAUAAUAUAUUUUUAUUUUGGUAAAGGUUUCUUAUUAGAAAAAAUUAUAUUUAAAGUGGGUUAAUGGUGUGUAGGUUCUCUGAGUAUUGACCUUUUCGGUAAACUCAGCUUUUCUUGGAAGCGUUUUUCAAACACUACUUAUAAUAAAUGCAUUAUAAAUUUAGGACUCGUAUCCGUAUACCAUGAAAAUAAUUGUAUUAUGCAUUUAUUUUCUUAAUAUUUAUAUACAUUUACUUCAUAAAGAAUAAUACAAUAUGGAAUGCAAUGACUGGAUAUCAUAUGAGAAACUUUAUCAGUUGCAUAAAUAUGUUGUUCUAUUUAUGUAUAAUCAGUAUAAUGACACAAUUAUUGGCGAUACACCUGUGCUAUGUUUAUUAUAGGCAAACAAAAUAAAGAUAAUUAAAUUCCCGAAAUUUACCAUGACUAUGGAACUUUUAUACAAUAUAAUAUGUUUAUUACUUAUAAUAUUAUAUACACCAACCAUAAAAUGUUCACUUUACACUAAAUGUUUCAAAUUCUACUGUUAUCUAUUAAAAAAUUUUAAAAUGCAAAUUUUUUGAACCCCAGUCUCUAUUUUAAUUUUUUUUUUUUUUUAGAUUCGGAGCAUAGCAAGGGAUCUAUUGGUUUUACUAUUGUUUUUUUUAACACAGGCCAUUUUUAGAAAAUUCAUUAUUUUAACCCAAAAAUUGAAAAAAAAAAAUUAAUGGCAUUUUAGCAAGCUUUAAGAUUUCAAUUUUAUCUACAAUUUUUUUUUUUAAUGAAAUGUUAAAGCAUUGAUAGUUACAAUAUUUAAAAAAAAAAAAUGUUAACUGUGUCACUGUCUUAUACAAAGAUUUUUUUUUGCAAUGUUUGUUUGCUUUAUAACGUUUUAAACUUGUUAGUACCUUAUUGAGUUUACUUAUUUAAAUAUCUUGGGGUGUUAAUAUAUUUCCAUUUCGUCUUUUUAAAUAGGUAAUUACUUAUUUGUAUGUUUAAGGCUUAAAGUUAAAAGAUGUAAUGCAGCGUUGUGGAAGAUGAUAUAUGUUCUGCAAUAUUAGUGGGAUUCAUUGCUCACUGAUUAUUAAAAAUGUAUAACUUGUGCACAUAUUUUUAUUUUCAGAGUCAGCCACCAAGUAGUGAUUGUGAUAAUAUAGAGCCUCCUACUACCAGAAGGUAGAUAAGUUACUAUUAUUAAAGGGUUGGACUCAAUGGCGGUCAAAUAAUUUAUCAUGCGGGAAGAAGUCAUGGGGGGGUGAUAAGGAUAGUUUUCAAGAACUAUUAUUAUCUACACAAUCUGUUUUUAUAUCUAAAGAAAUAUAAUAUAAUAUACAGGGUUAUUUCUUAAGUAUACUGACACAGCACACCUCAUUUAUAUAGUUAUAAAUUAUGCAUGCAUUCAAAUUCUGUUUUUAGAAUUUUUUAAUUGAACAAUGAUAUUUUUGCACACAUUUUUCACGACGUUAAAUGUUGUAGAUUUAUUUUAAGGAGAAUCCUGUGAUGAUAACAACAUUAGUGUUUCAAAUGAACACCUACAUGUUUUAAUGCAAAUCAUCUAAAUCAAUGAUUUUUUUUUUUUCAAAAUUUUGACAUUGUAUAAAAAUGUUUCAAAGUUAUUCUGAUUUAAAUACUAAGGAUAACAUUGUUUUACAUGGAUUGGAUACCAAUUGUGUAUAAAUAAUUUCUUGUUUUGAAUUGUGCAGUUAUUAUUCUUGAGUAUUUUAAAGUAGAAUAACUCUGACAUUAACUGUUUGAAUUUCGAUUAAAAUACGUCAACAUUUUUAGAUAAAUCACCUGAUAGACAAUUUAUAUUAAAACUUGUAGAUUCUCAUUAGAAAAACCAAACUUGGUAUUGUCACAGGAUACUCCUUAACUAUUGUAAAAAACUACAUGUUUGAAAAUAUUGUCUUUCACUACGCUUAAAAAUUCCAAAUAUCAGGAUUUCAAUUUAUGCAUAAUUUAACUAUAAAAAUAGAAUGAGCACUAAGUAUGAUUAAAAAAAAUCACUCUGUAUAAUUAUUCUAAAUAUUCAAGAAAAAUAACUUAAUGGAAGCGAUACGCCCCCCCCCCUGUUUGACCGUCCCUGGUUGGACUUUUGACCACUCAAAUUCUUUUUAGUCAAUUUGCCAGUCUAUUGUGAUCAAUUAACACUACAUUUUUUUAUUUUUUUUUUAUUUUUUUACUUAAAUAAUUUAUAUUCCUGAAAUCUAAAGUGCAUUUUAUUAUUUUUAAUUUUUAUUAGAACUUUCCAGAGAUAGGAAGUAUUGAAGAUUAAACUGAUUUCAAAUUUUGUGAAAAUUCUAAAUUUUACUAUUCUUUAACUAUACGAAUCAGAAAGUACUAGCAUUAAUAGUACUAAUACUAAUAGUUUACUGUAUUUAAUAAAGUAACAGUGCAGCCAAUGUCAUGACAGUAAAAUAGUUCCAAUUAUUUGUGGUUCAUUGAACUUAUUUUGACAAAUCAAAAUCUUUCCAAGUGCCAGCCCUUUUUUUAUAUUUAAACAUUUCACUAUUCAAAAUUCUAAUUAAUAUUUUUUUUUACUUAGUAAAAGAAAGUCUGGACCUUGUAAACGGUUACCUGUCGUUAAAACUCAAAAGAAAAAUGCUCAUGCCGAGGUAGCUAAAAAAACUGAUGGCAAUAUUGAAACUGUAAACGAUUCAAAUGAUAAUUCAACAGAAGAAUCACAAGAUAAAACUGUGCAUACAUGCGAAAUAUGUGAUCGGACAUUUCAAAAUCUUUUGGCGUUCAACACUCAUGUUCUAAACCAUAAUAACGAACCUCCUACUAUUUCAUGUGAGUCGUGUGGUUAUACCACACAGCAUCGAUCUUCCAUGUAUCGUCAUCAAAAACGCCAUUUGAAACAAUCUAAGUACACUUGUCCUGAGUGUAAUAAAAACUUUAUUACGGAAACUUUACUCGAGGAACAUAAGAAUAAACACACUGGUGAUAAACCGUUUAAAUGUGAUUCGUGUACAAAAUCGUUUUCACUGUCUCGAUACUUGGCAACUCACAUGCGUCUUAUUCACGGUGACACAGUGUCGUAUGUGUGUACCCAAUGUGGUCGUAAGUUUGAUGAUCGCAGCUCACUGGCUCUGCACCGCCGAACACAUAAGAGAGCAAUGUCUUGUUUGUGCGAUAUAUGCGGAAAAGAAUUGUCCAGCAGAGAACAUUUAAAAUUACAUAAACGUUUGCAUACUGGAGAGAAACCCAACGUGUGCAGUUUUUGUGGCAAAGGUUUUGCUAAACAGUGUACGUUGGUUUUGCACUUGAGGACUCAUACUGGCGAAAAACCAUAUCAAUGUGACCAGUGUGGUAAAACUUUUUCACAGCGGUCUUCUUAUGUUAUUCAUUAUAGAAAACAUACCGGUGCUAGACCAUAUGUUUGUGCUUGUGGUAAUGGUUUUGUUUGCAGAGCUAUGUUAACUGCACAUGAAAAGACGUGCGCCUUUGUUUUUCCUAUCAAUAUGUAUCAAACUAUGUAUUGAGUAAAUUGUUAUUUUUCUUUAUUCAAUUUAUUAUUAUUAUUCUCGGAAAAUGUUAUUGUUAUGUAUAUAAUUUUAUUUACCCAUAUAUGCAAUAUUAUGUGUGCCCAUACCAAGUGUUUUCUUUAUGUUCUUCAUUGUUAUACAAUUUUUUUUUAAUAUUUUAGUCUGUCAUACUUUACAUUAAAUCAGUGUUUCCCAACCAGUAAUUUGUAGUCUUCUCAUAUUCUAAUAUUUGAGAAAAAGGCAGUUCUAAAUUUGGUUUAUUAGCAAAAGGAAAAAAAAAAAGGUCUCCCUAAAAUUGAGGUGGUCCAUAGUAUCUAAAAGUUCUGGAAACACUGCAUUAAAUGAAAUGAUGGCUCAUAUAUUUAUAAUUCUUUGCAUAGUUUAUCACUUAUAAUUCUCAUAUAGUUAAACAAAUAAAAUAUUUAAUAUCUAUUAAUAUUGUUAAAAAGUCAUUAUUUUAGACAAUUUUCAAAAAAUAAUUAAAUAUGUAAUAUAUUAAUUUUGAGGGAAUUGGAAUUGUUUUCUAUAAUAUAAUAUUAUUAAUAUUUAAUUACAAUUUUAAAUUAUAUAGUCAUGAAUGAUAUGUAUAACUUGAUUACCAAU
Cinara cedri is the source of this 4872-nucleotide messenger RNA. The record is from the annotation of a GenBank genome assembly. NCBI's taxonomy places the organism in Eukaryota, Metazoa, Arthropoda, Insecta, Hemiptera, Aphididae.